Molecule: messenger RNA, 1877 nt
Organism: Lepisosteus oculatus (spotted gar)
Lineage: Eukaryota; Metazoa; Chordata; Actinopteri; Semionotiformes; Lepisosteidae
Product: nmrA-like family domain-containing protein 1
Cellular component (GO): nucleus
Source: RefSeq, a predicted model, not a curated record
GUUUCACAGCCACACAGCCAUUGUGUUAGAUGUAGCACCAGAUUUCUUGCUGCCUGUUGCUAAGGGAGAAAUACUGGCCCCAUUUAGGGUUUCCAUAGAAUCACUGUGGAAACACAAGGGUAAGCCAUAAACUGUACAGGAAACCUCCCAGACUGACAAAACAAACAGAGAACAACGGGCAAUGGAAACGGUUGUGGUUCUUGGUGCAGAUAAGGACCUGGGGCAGAGUGUCGUCCAUGCCCUGCUCCAGGAUGGCUCUUUCGCAGUGAGAGCAGCAGUCCAGGACACAGGGAGCCCUCUGGCCCAGCAGCUGCAGCAGGCUGGCUCUCAGAUAGUCGCAGUCAACUUCAAGAGUGCUUCAGGGCUUCAGGAGGCCUUAAGGGGAGCUCAGAAAUGUUUUGCUUCGACCACAACGGAUUUUACAGACAUGGAUGCAUUAAAGAAUGAAAUUCACCAGGGGUAUUUGAUCGCGGACGCUUGCAAACAACACGGACUAAAGCAUGUGGUGUUUCAAGGGGGUCAUCAUGUGCACAGACGAUAUGGCUUCCCAGCCAGACACAUGGAUGCCAAGGCUUGUGUCAAUGACUACAUGAACGAGAUCAGCCUGCCCAAGACUGAGCUCAUCCUACCCUUUCUGUACGAGAGUUUCCUGACGACGUUCAAGCCCAAACCCGCGGGACCUAACUUCUACAAGCUAGACAUUCCUGCAGGAGAAACCCCUCUGGAUGCCAUCAGUGUCAAGCAUGUUGGUCUGAUCGCAAGUGUAUUACUGAAAAACUCCCACAAGUGGAUUGGGAAAAGCUGUCCGCUAUCUGCUGAGAGACUGACUGUUGACCAAUAUGCAACCACCUUAAAUGAACACUUGCAACCCAGGCAGUUCAAAGAUUCCAGAAUAUCUGUGAGAAUGUUUGUGGAAAACUAUAAUGGAGCUGGGGGAGAGGACUUGGGCAACAUGUUUGAAUUCUGGAAAAAAGGAGCCCAGAAGACGAAUGUAGCUUUAACGCACACUCUGUGUCCCGAAACUCAGAGGUUUUCUCAGUGGGUCUCUGAAAACAAAGAUUUGAUCAUCAACAGGCUAGAACAGCAUCCUCUGUGAAGUGUUUUCAGACCACAUGGGAUUGCCUUUUCAGUUUAGCAGAAUAAGGUCUACAAAAAUGCAUAGAUAGAAGCCCAUCUAUGGUGUAUUUGCGAGGGUAUAAUCUGUGCCUGAAGCACACAUAUCUAAGAUUUAAAGGAACACAUAAAUGCCAUGUUGAGACUUUGACUGCUGAGCCUUUUCCAGGUGUCACAACAUUGCCAAACCUUUGUGUUUCUUCUCUUCAUUUUGCAACAUAGAAAUAAUAUUUACUUGUUCCUCUGUAGCAAAUGUACACUGUCACAGUCCCCUGCUUAAACAUAUUCCAGAUUUACCCAUGCAUUUACUUUUUGUUACAUUCGACACUUAAAACAGCCUCGCUGAUGGUAUUCACAAUGUCACAGCAAGCUUAUGGUCAAGCAAAAAUACUAUGAAUUUCACAUUUAAAUUUCAGUGUCAAAAAAUCACUAGAUAAUAUAACAUCGGCAAAUUGCUACCUUAGCUACAUGAAAUAAUACAUCCAUACUGUUAGUUCAGUAGAAUGUGUAUAGCAAUAUUGCCAAAAGUAUUAUUUUUAUUGUAAAAGUGAUAAUCUUUGCAUGGUUGGUAAGAAUUUAAACAGUGUUCUGAAAUUACAUAAAACCUGCUGUUGCCAGAUUUACACUUUCAGUCUAUAACCUAUUCUUGAGUCUAGUAAGAGGACUCAAUAGAACAAGUUGUUUAUGCAGGGGUAAAUACAGUAUGCUGUAGGCCUUUCUGACCUUUGCACAAUAAACAUGCAAUAUAAAUCCAUUGAAAACAG